Messenger RNA from Trichomonas vaginalis G3, 618 nucleotides. Its product is annotated as small Rab GTPase Rab5b. The record is from RefSeq and is a predicted model, not a curated record. Gene Ontology annotation, molecular function: GTPase activity; GTP binding. Bases 1 to 618 code for a protein of 205 amino acids. The transcript has a single exon. Lineage: Eukaryota; Parabasalia; Trichomonadida; Trichomonadidae.
AUGAAAAAUCGAGAAGUUUGCAACACCCAGAAGAUAGUUCUUCUUGGUGCUGCAUCAGCUGGAAAAACUUCACUUGUAUUUAGAUUUGCACAUGAUAGAUUCCUUCCAAACUCUGAAAGCACAAUUGGUGCAGCUUUCGUAACAAAAUCAGUUAUUAUUAAUAAUAACGAAGUUAAACUCGAAAUUUGGGAUACCGGAGGCUCCGAGAAGUACAGAUCACUAGCACCUAUGUAUUAUCGUGAUGCUGCAGCGGCUAUCAUUGUUUUUGAUGUAACGACCGAAACAAGUUUAGACGAUGCAGCUUCUUGGCUAGAUGAGCUGAAGAAGAAUGGACCGCAGGAAGUAUUUCUUGCUCUUGCUGCAAACAAAACAGAUUUAGCAUCAAUUAGAAAAAUUUCAUCAGAGACCAUUCAAGAUUUUGCAAAUAAAAAUGGUAUUAAAAUAGUAUACGAAACAUCAGCAUUGACAGGAUCUAAUGUUAUACAGCUUUUCGAAGAUGUUACAAAGCAAGUUGAUAAAUUCAUGGCAGAAAAUCCAACUUUGAAGAGACCGUCAAAAGAAGUUCUCGAUUUACUCCAAGGAGACGAUACUCCUACAAAGAAAAGUUCAUGCUGCUAA